AUGGACAAAAAAUCCGAUGCUUCCGAUUGGUAUUUUACAGGAAAAAUAAUUUUAAUGAAAGACAAUUUCCAUGAAAUAAAAAGGUCGAGAGUUGGUAGAGGAGGAACUGAUCUGCUUAAAAAGAUAAAUGAAUACGAAGGCGAAAAUUGUUUCAUACCUACAGAUGGUCACUGUUUUAUCAAAUGCGUCAAUCGUGUUUUGAACAAAGAUUUAACGUGUAAAUUUCAAGAAUACAUCAACGGGUUUUCAAAAGCAAAUAGAAAAGGAGUGAUGACUUGUGCUAGAAUGAAUGAAUUCAACAAGAAAUUUAACACUUCGUUUCAAAUUUAUAAUCCCAAAAACAGACAUUUUCACCCCAGAGAAGUUCACGAUGAAUUAGAUUGGGUUUUAUACUUACACAACUCGCAUUUCUGUUUGAUUAGAAGAAGCCAAAAAAGUUUGGGAAUUCAAGAAAUAGAAGACCAUUACGAACAGAAAAAAUGGAAAAGACAGAAAGAAAUAAAGGGUAAUUAUUUACAACAUAUUAAUAUCACGUGUUCCUAUCAACACGAAUCCUCUAGUUUGGCUGCAUGGGGAAAUUCUUCCAAUCUUCCCGCGAAUUUGAGAAAGAUUGUGGACGUAGAUAUCGCUAAAUACACGCGAGACAACUGGGAGGAAUUGAGACACGAAUGGGAACCUUACGCCAAGAGAGACACUCUCUGUUUGGGAGCUUGUUUGAUAAAAUACAACCAAGUCACGAAAGAAGUUGUAAACCAAAAUAUGUCCAAUAAUCUAACGGCUCCAUCUUUAUCUUUAAAGGGUUGGUAUUAUUUAUAUCAUUACGAUAAAGAAAUGGUGGAAGAAGAAUGGUAUGAAACUACUAGAAUGGUUGCGAAACAUACCGAAAAAGAAAAUAUAGAAAAAGUUUAUUCGCACACAAAUCCUUUUAUAAGAAAUUUUAUCAGACGAUCUAUUAAAGGAGGAAGAGUUUCGGCAAAUAGAAAAUCGUUUGAAACGAACAAAAUGAAUGAGAUCUGCGCCGUAUUAAAAGAAUACAAUGAAAGCAACACUGAAGGAAUAAUAGAUUUAUUUAAAGAAUACAGUGUUAACCCAAAAGAUAAAACGGAAGUUCACGCUAAACUCAAAGAACUGGACUGUACUAAACUAAUGGCAUUUGAUGCUAACGGUUUAUACGCUUCCGCCAUGUUGGAUUUAGACAGUGAAUAUCCGAGAGCGGAAAGUGGAAGACCGUUUCUACCAGAAGAAGAAAAAGAAUUUGUGAUGCUGUUCAAUAAACAAAACUUCAAACCCAGAACAGCUAUUUUAACAGUGUGGUUUGACUAUCCCAAAAACAUGUUCUUCCAACCGAUACCAGCUAAAGAUAAAAUCACUUUCACGAAUAAAGAAGGUAAAAAGGAAACUGGUAACAAAAUCAGGUUCAGAAAUGGUUUCUGUCACGACGUUUUAACAUCGGUCGAUAUUCAAGAAAUAGUGAAAGCCGGUGGACGAAUUAUUAGAAUAUUAGAUGGUAUAGUUUACGAAGAAAAUUUUAAAACUCCACCCUAUAGAGAUUAUAUUUUAAUUUUGAGAGAUUUAAGAAAUAAAUAUAAAAGAGAAGGUAAUAUCGUGGGUAGUAACUGCAUGAAAUUAUUAGGUAAUUCCUAG
Molecule: messenger RNA, 1644 nt
Organism: Lottia gigantea (owl limpet)
Lineage: Eukaryota; Metazoa; Mollusca; Gastropoda; Lottiidae
Exons: 2
Coding region: 1-1644 (547 amino acids)
Biological process (GO): DNA replication
Molecular function (GO): DNA binding; nucleotide binding; DNA-directed DNA polymerase activity
Source: RefSeq, a predicted model, not a curated record